CGAUCACUUUACGCACAUUUUUCCAAUCAUGGUACCUAAUUUGAAUGUCUGGGGCGUGUUAAGUAGUUUGUCAGUCGACGCCGGUUGUUUUCUUUGAAACGUUUCUUUGUCGCUUCUGCUGUGGUUAGCAUAUAUCAUGGCGUUUUCUCUGAAAGACGAUCUUCGGGCCCAUGACCGUUGGGAAUCUGAUUCUCCAGCCCUCUCUACAUGCAGCAAUGCAGAUAUCUUCCGCAGAAUGAACACCAUGUUGGGAAACUCUCUGGAUUUUACAGGGGUCUGCACCACACCCAUUACCAAGGGAAAGCGAGACCACCUGACAGACCUGCAGGAGUCGGACGUGGCUAGCAGGAUGCUUUUCCCCAGCAGCGCACAGGAGUCUUCCCGGGUCCUGCCCGAUGUCAACGACCUGGGCCUGGGCCUUCAGUCCCUCAGCCUGUCUGGGUGGGACCGCCCCUGGAGCAGCCAGGACGCUGAGCCCUCUGUCCAGACCAGCAGCCCCUCCAUGCUGGGUGUGCUUGGCAGCCCCCUUGGCAACGUACUGGGCAAGCCUCUUGGUUUUCCUUCCCAUGAGCCGAUGGGAGCUGUGGACUUCCUGGAUAAGUUCCCGGGCAUGGCCCGUAUGAACAGCCGACUGGAGUCUCGCUCCCUCCUGGACUCCCGUUCCAGUAGCCCUGUGGACUCCGAGACCAGUGGCUUCAGCUCCGGCUCUGACCACCUCUGCGAUCUGCUUUCUUCCUUGAGGAUCUCUCCUCCCCUGCCUUUCCUGAUGUCCAACAUGCAGAAGGAAACCAUGAAGUUUGGGAUGGCUUCUCGCCUGGACCAGGAGAGCUCCCCCCUCACUCCUUCACCUGGUGCCACCUCUACAAACGUCCUGUCUAAGCGCUGGCCAGGGGCCUCCGUGUGGCCCAGCUGGGACCUCCUGGAGACCCCCGAUGACCCUUUCAGCAUUGAGAGGGAGGCCCGCCUGCACAGACAGGCUGCUGCUGUGAAUGAGGCCACCUUCACCUGGAGCGGACAGCUUCCCCCCCGAAACUACAAGAACCCUCUGUACUCCUGCAAGGUCUUCCUCGGAGGAGUCCCUUGGGACAUUACUGAGGCUGGCCUAAUUACCACAUUUAAUGGGUAUGGUCCUCUUAGUGUGGAAUGGCCUGGUAAGGAUGGCAAGCACCCACGAUGUCCUCCCAAAGGUAAUAUGCCAAAAGGUAAUGCAGCGGGGUACGUGUACCUGGUGUUUGAAUCUGAGAAGUCUGUGCGUGGGCUGCUGCAGGCGUGCACUCAGGACCUGCUCCACCCAGACGACUACAGCGAGUACUACUUCAAGAUGUCCAGCCGCAGGAUGCGCUGCAAGGACGUGCAGGUGAUCCCCUGGGUGAUCUCGGACAGCAACUACGUGCGCUGCCCGUCCCAGCGCCUGGACCCCAGCAAGACCGUGUUUGUGGGCGCGCUGCACGGCAUGCUCAACGCGGAGGCCCUGGCCAGCAUCAUGAACGACCUGUUCGGAGGCGUGAUGUACGCAGGGAUCGACACCGACAAGCACAAGUAUCCAAUCGGGUCUGGGCGUGUGACCUUCAAUAACCAACGCAGUUAUCUGAAGGCAGUGAGUGCAGCUUUUGUAGAAAUCAAAACGCCAAAGUUUACCAAGAAGGUCCAGAUCGAUCCAUACCUGGAGGACUCCAUGUGCCAAGUCUGCAAUCGUCAGCCAGGGCCUUUCUUCUGCAGAGACCAGGCUUGCUUCAAGUACUACUGUCGCUCCUGCUGGCACUGGCAGCAUUCCAUGGACAUCCUGAGCAACCACCGCCCGCUGAUGCGCAACCAGAAGAACCGGGACUCCAGCUAGGCUGAAGCGCUGCCGUCGCGACUCACCUGAGGCCUCCGUAGCACCCGAAGAGCGACCCGUGAGUGCCAGCGCCCCGACCAGGAACGGCACUUCCACCAGGACUUUUGGGGGAAAAAAACACUGUAGAAAGUUCACUAUUGCACUUGCUAUUUCUUGCUGUUUACUUGUUCACAAUGGCACUAUGCACAGUGUUGGUAUGACAGGGACCCAUCGUUAGGCAGUUCCCCAGACUCUUGGCCACAGCUGGAGAGGAUGAUUGAUUCAGGCCAGGGUUCAGAAGGUGUUGAUGAAAAUGCCUUCUCCUUGAUUUUUAAAGAGCUUUUUCCUUUUGAUUUGAUUUAUUUUUUGUUUUCCAUACCUUGCAUAUUGGUGAACGAUCAUGCAAGUUUCAUUGCCUUUCACGUUGGCAGAUGCCAUACAGUGCCUUUAAAUUGUUUUCCCCUCCCAGUGGGCCAGCUGUUUUUCCUUAGCGGCCAGCUGGUGUUUUUUACUUUGGAAGAUGAGAGUUGGGCUUCAUUUAACCAGACGCAUUUCAGACAUUUUUACGCAGUUUUUUACUAAUUUUUACACACGGUUUUAAGUCGUGACAUUGAACAUUUGAAGAGAAUCUACCUGACAGCUUUUUAAUUUUUCCCUUUUUCUUUCUCCCCAUAUAAUUGUCUGGGGCCGUUGGUAUAUCAUUUUUUUCAGCCAACCAAUGUUCUACUUAAUGGGCACAAAUAAAGGUGUUGAAGCAUUGCUCUGCUUGUAUGCGCUGUCCUGUUCACUUGCAGCGAAAUCAUUACUGGACUCCGCUUCAACUGGGUUACCAUCAAGUUCUCACCCAGUGGUGGGAUUUAUGGCUAUGAAACUGGAACGGACGUUGACCUGAGUGUGUACAUAGUUUUAAUUAAUUGUUGCACUUUUUAAUUUGCACUUCAGAAAGGGGUGACAGUGGUUUUUAAACACUUUUUUCUUUUUGGUACAUCAGCAGAAGGGCAGGUAUUGUCAUCAUGGGUGUGACCCUUUUUUGAAAAGUUGCUUGUUUCCUGUUGAAUGUAGAGAACUCUAACCUCCCUAGAAUGUAUGAGCCAGUGUACAUCUAACACAGCUUCCUCAUCCUCCUUUCCCACAGCCUUUUAUUCCUUCCUUCCCCCUCUUUUUUGCAUAAUUAUGAAGCUGUGUGCCAAAAGACCAGUAUUUUUAUUUUCUCCUACCUCCCCCCCCCCCCCCCCCUCCCCCCAUAUAUCAGUUUCCCAUGCUGAGCUUGUUGCCAUGUUGCCUAGCCCAGCUGCUUUUUAGAGUUUGAAAGUCUCUACCUCAUUGGUCUGCAAACCUUGCUGCGGUUACCUACAGAUGUGGAGUAUGUUCUGAUUGGGCACAAUAAAGGUGUUGAAGCAUUA
Conger conger (European conger) is the source of this 3219-nucleotide messenger RNA. It is a transcript of the gene cpeb1a, whose product is annotated as cytoplasmic polyadenylation element binding protein 1a. The record is from RefSeq and is a predicted model, not a curated record. Gene Ontology annotation, biological process: negative regulation of cytoplasmic translation. The transcript is spliced from 12 exons. Gene Ontology annotation, molecular function: translation factor activity, RNA binding; mRNA regulatory element binding translation repressor activity; mRNA 3'-UTR binding. NCBI's taxonomy places the organism in Eukaryota, Metazoa, Chordata, Actinopteri, Anguilliformes, Congridae. Bases 137 to 1837 code for a protein of 566 amino acids. Gene Ontology annotation, cellular component: cytoplasm; neuron projection; synapse.